Cuculus canorus (common cuckoo) is the source of this 3582-nucleotide messenger RNA. It is a transcript of the gene FANCG, whose product is annotated as FA complementation group G. The record is from RefSeq and is a predicted model, not a curated record. The transcript is spliced from 12 exons. Bases 1440 to 3416 code for a protein of 658 amino acids. Gene Ontology annotation, molecular function: protein binding. NCBI's taxonomy places the organism in Eukaryota, Metazoa, Chordata, Aves, Cuculiformes, Cuculidae. Gene Ontology annotation, cellular component: Fanconi anaemia nuclear complex. Gene Ontology annotation, biological process: interstrand cross-link repair.
CCUCCGCGCCCUCCUGGCAUCCCCGCCAUCCGUCCGUCACCCUUGCCCAGCAAGGAGGGUGGAGGCAAACUGGUGAAGGGGUAACGCUCCUGAGCCAUCCCAAACGGGCCAUGGAAUGGUUUGGGUUGGAAGGGACCCUAAAGCCCGUCCAGUUCCACCCCCACCAUGGGCAGGGACACUUCCCACCAGCCCAGGCUGCUCAAGGCCCAUCCAACCUGGCCUUGAACCCCGCCAGGGAUGGGGCAGCCACAGCUUCCCUGGGCAACCUGGGCCAGUGCCUCACCACCCUCAUCACAAAGAAUUUCUUCCUAAUGUCUAACCUAGAUCUUCCCUCCUCUGAUUUAAAGCCAUUUCCCCUCGUCCUGUCACUCCACAUACUUGUAAAAAGCCCCUCCCUAGCUUUCCGUAGUGCUUUCAGGUACUGGAAGGUCGCUAUAAGGUCUCCCCACAGCCUUCUCUUCUCCAGGCUGAACAAACCCAGCUCUCUCAGCCUGUCCUCGUAGGGAAGGUGCUCCAGCCCUCUAAUCAUCAUUGUGGCCUCUGGACCCACUCCAACAGCUCCAUAUCCUUCUUAUGUUGAAGAUUCCUGAACUGGACACAAUACUCCAGGUGGAGUCUCACAAGAGAGGAUCAGAGAGGCAGAAUCCCCUCCCUCAUGCUGCUGGCCACGCUUCUUUUGAUGCAGCCCAGGACACAGUUGGCUUUUUGGGCUGUGAGCACACAUUGCUGGCUCACGUUGAGCUUCUCAUCAACCAGCACCCCCAAGUCCUUCUCUGCAGGGCUGCUCUCAAGCACAUCAUCCCCCAUUCUGUAUUGAAACUGCCCCGACCCAGGUGUAGGAAUAUGAGCUACUACGUGUAGAAUGCAGUGUCUGUACUAAUGCCUAAUCUAAUCAUAGAAAUCAGUGAACAGUGAAGUCCGCAUUUUGUGAUAUUUAAGGGGUAAAACAAUGAAGGCUGCAGAAGACCAGCAUCUGGCCACCAUUUCAGGAGCCAAAAAAGUUGGGAGGCUAUAGAAUAAUAAUCUCUAGGUUGGAAAACACCUUUGAGAUCAUCAAGCCCAACCAUACCUGUCUGCUACUAAAUCCUACCCCUAAGCAUUUCAUUUACCUGUCUUUUAAAUACCUCCAGGAAUGGUGACGCCACCACCUCCCUGGGCAGCUAUUCCAGUACUUGAUAACUGUUUCAAUGAGUAAAUUUUUCUAAUGUCCAAUCUGAACUUCCCCUGGUGCAGCUUCAGGCCAUUCCCUUUCCUCCUAUCACCUUUUACUUGGGAGAAGAAACCAAACACCCUCCUCACUACAACCUCCUUUCAGGGAGUUGUAGACAGGUAUAAAGUCUCCCCUGGUGUGUAUUGGGAGUGAGUAGGCUAAUGAUGUGCUUUUGGGAGAGCUGUAAGGUGCCAGUCCUGGAGGACUGCUGCACCCGAACAGCUGUGGAAUGGAUGUCUGCAGAGGUGUUAGUACCUGUAAAGCUGACACCUGCUGUCUCUCGAGACAGCGCAGUUCCCAGGCUGUUAAAUCCUGCCACAACAACAAAACCAAUACUUGCCAGGACACUUCAUUUGUCACAAAGCUGAGUGAUGACACGUCAUCAUGGACAGUUGUAGGGUUUUCCCUGAUCUGCUCAAUUCUUUUUGGUUUGGCUGUGAUCACAGGGCUGCCAGCUGCCCUCCCCACCCUGCCUCUGGAGCUCACUGUCCUCUACAACUCCCUGCUUUUCACUGUGGGAGCUUCAGACUCUGUCAUCGAAGGAGACGCAGAAGGAAUACGCCAGGGCCUCCUCAGAGUUCUGGAGGCCUGUGGGGCCAGUGGGCAGGAUCUCAGCACCGAGGAGCUGUGGCAGAAGGUGCUGCAGGAGGUAAAGAUGGAAGACCUGCAGGCACCUCUGCACCGACUGGGGGCCCUGCAAGCAGCGUGGUGGCUGUCAGCCAGCCGCCUGGGAAGCGCCACCAGCCUCUUCCGGCUCCUGAGCAACACUGAGGACCUGGGGAGAGCUCAUUGCAGCAAUGGGGAGAACGAACUCCUCUCCCUGCUCAAGGCAUGGCGAGUACCUCCUGAGGAGGCCUCCCUGCCCCUGGUACAGAGCGCCGAGGACGUGAAAGAGGUCCUCUGCACGACAGCAGCCUUCCUGCAAGGGCUGCAGGAGCUAGAGGCUGGGAACUUCCCUGCUGCCCAAUCCCUCCUUCAGGAGGCCGCAGGAGGAUUCUGCUCCAAGACCGUCCUAGCCCGGAUCUACAUCUGCCUCAGCUGCUGUGCUCAGCGAAUGGGCAAGCCUCAGACAGCCCUUCAGCACCUGAGACGGGCCCUCCAGGUGGACUUCCAGUGCCUUCCUGCCCUGUCCCACAUGGCAGCCCUCUACCACGAACUGGGGGAGACGGAUGCGGAGCUGCAGGCCCUGGCUCUGCUUUAUGAGGCUCUGGAAAGAAAACCUUCAGCAGUUGCUUCCUCUAGUCCUUAUUCUCUAAUCCGAACAGAGCUUCUUGUCCACACACCAAUACUAUCUUCUCUCCUUCGCCAUCACCAUCCCUCUGAAGUGAAGUACCUGCUGGCACAGCGGUGUCUUCAGGAUGGGAGGGUGGCUGAUGCAGUGGAACAUUACCUGGAUUUUCUGGCUCUGCUUCAUGAGGGGCCGCAGCAGCAGGUGCCCCUAGAUGGUGACUCAGCUCUGCCCAGGAUCCCCGAGGUGUUCCUGGAAACAGCCUCUGCCUUGGAGCAGGCUGGAAGGCACCAGGAUGCCAUAACCGUGUGUGAGGAAGUCAUCAGCCGGACGACUGACCUGAUCCCACGGAUGUUACAAGUGGAGGAGAAGCUGGAGCAAGUGGAGUGCCCGUUGCCAGGGGCAGGGCUGGCAAGUGGAUUCUCAUCCCAGAAGAAGGAGAGUCUGCGCUGCCUUGCAUGGAGAGCAGCUGGAUUUCUGCACCAGGGCUGGGCAUGGGCCACGCUGGGCAAAAACAAGGAGGCUGUAACACAAUUCAGCAGGUGCCUCAACGAUCUCUUGCGAGUCCAGGUUUAUGGGUCUGGCGUGGAACCGGCAGAGAGUCUCUUGCCAGAAGUGAAGGUGCUCCAGAAGAUCAGGUUGCUCUCCCUCAUUGGAAGAGGUGCUCAGUUUCUGGGACAGGGGAAGCACAAGGAAGCCUUGUUGGAUUUUCAGCAUGGUUUGCAGAUCUCACCAGGUGACCCAGCCGCUGCCUCCUACCUUGUGCAGGCUCUGUGGAAACUGAACCGAAAGCAGGAGGCUGCUGCUCACUGGCAGAAAUUCUCCCAGAGCUCCACUGGGGAGGAUGAGCAGCAGGAAAGGUUCUUCCCUUUGUACCUGGUUUCAUGUCUGAGGCAGGCGACAUUCACGCAUGGUGAAUCUCUCAGCAGGAGCAUACAGGACUACCUCAGGAUCACAAGCCAGAAGUCCUCAAGCUAGCCUGGUCAGUCCCCCAAUCCCAACCUGCUGAAGUCUCCCUGCACCAUGCUAGCACAAGGCCUUUAAGGACUCCUCCAAGACUCAGAAUUGCUCUUGGACACAGCUGGACUCCAAAAGGAAACACAGCAUAGAUCUUCUUUUCUAAUAAAUGUCUUAGCUCUGGUUA